This is a messenger RNA of Rosa chinensis, 1482 nucleotides long. RefSeq names its product zinc finger MYM-type protein 1. The transcript has a single exon. Gene Ontology annotation, molecular function: protein dimerization activity. NCBI's taxonomy places the organism in Eukaryota, Viridiplantae, Streptophyta, Magnoliopsida, Rosales, Rosaceae. The record is from RefSeq and is a predicted model, not a curated record. The coding region runs from base 1 to 1482 and encodes 493 amino acids.
AUGACCAUUAUUUUGAGGUUUGUUGAUUGUCAAGGUAUUAUUCGAGAACAGUUUUUUAAGAUUGUGAGUGUUCCUAACACUACCUCACAAACUCUUAAAGAUGAGAUUUCUAAAGUAUUUACUAUGUACAAUCUUCAAGUGAGAAAUAUGCGUGGUCAAGGAUAUGAUGGUGCUAGCAAUAUGAGAGGUAUUUAUAAUGGGUUACAAGCACUGUUUCUUCAAGAGUGUCCUUAUGCUUAUUAUGUGCAUUGUUUUGCUCACCGCUUGCAAUUGACAUUGAAUGCUACAGCUAAAGGGGUGUAUGAGAUUUGGCAAUUUUUUUCAACUCUAAGUUUAAUUGUGAAUUUUGUUGAUUCUUCUGCUAAGCGUCAUUCUGCAUUACAAGCUGUGAGAAAGGAAGAAAUUGCAGAUUUGGUAGCUUGUGGCCAACUUCAAACAGGUACUGGUGCUAAUCAAGUCUAUACUUUGCAACGAGCUACUGCUACACGCUGGAGCUCACAUUUUCGUUCAAUUAAGAGUUUGAUUGAAUUGUUUAGUUCAAUAAAAAAAACUCUUAAUGAUAUGAUUGAGCAAGGACCCGUGGAAUUGCAAGGAGAAGCUGUGGCUGUUCUUAAAGCUAUGAUGUCUUUUGAUUUUGUGUUCUGCUUGCUUCUAAUGCACAAAUUGAUGAAAAUUACUAAAGUUCUUUGUCAGAUAUUGCAGCGAAAAUCUCUUGACUUCGUACAUGCUAUGAAGUUUGUUGGAAAUACAAAAUCAUUUCUUCAAGAGAUGAGAGAAGAAGGCUGGGAUGACUUGGUAAGAAAUGUUGAAACUUUUUGUGAAAAGCAUGAUAUUGAUAUGCCUGAUAUGAAUGCUCGUUAUAAGGAUGGUACAGGUCGUCGUUGCCAACAAAGAGAUUUCAUUACAAUUGAGCAUCAUUACCAUAUAGAUGUCUUCAAUGCUUUAAUUGAUUUUCAGUUGAGUGAGUUGAAUAGAAGAUUCUCAGACCAAACAUCUGAACUUCUUAUACUUAGCUCAACCUUGGAUCCUCGUGAUAACUUCAGAAAUUUUAAAACUGAAGAUGCAUGCAAUCUUGCAAAGAAGUUUUAUCCUGAAGAUUUUGUUGAUAGUGAAAUGUUUGCUCUAGAAUUAGAGUGUGCAUUUUAUGAGAAAGAUAUGCGUAGUGAUCCAAAGUUCCAGAAUUUGGAAUCCAUUUCUGAUUUGUGCAGAAUGUUGGUUCAAACAAGGAAGUCAGAAUUUUUCCCUAUGCUUUAUAGAUUGAUUUGUCUAGUUCUGACUAUUCCUGUUUCUACGGCGACCACUGAAAGAGCAUUUUCAGCUAUGAACAUCAUUAAGAAUAGACUUAGAAACAAGAUGGAAGAUGAGUUUCUUGGUGAUUGUAUGGUCCUUCAUAUUGAGAAGGAAUAUGCUGAAUCUAUUGACAAUGAAUCGGUGAUCAAAGAGUUUGAAGCUUGUGGAACUCGUAGAGUUAGAUUUAGGUAG